Molecule: messenger RNA, 1854 nt
Organism: Rotaria socialis
Lineage: Eukaryota; Metazoa; Rotifera; Eurotatoria; Philodinida; Philodinidae
Source: the annotation of a GenBank genome assembly
AUGGAAUGCAAUCAUUUAGAACAUGGUGACCUACUAAUGAGUGGAGCUUUAUUGGAUAGUUUCGUUGAUUUACAUCGAUCACAACUUGAAUUAUCCGGUGUACCACGAGUAUUUUAUCCUAUUCUAUUUGACAAACUUCAAAAACAGAUUUUUGAUGCUGGUGAAUAUUUUGGUAUAAUCGAAGUAGAAAAUGAUGAAGGUGAAACUGUUCAACGUAAAGUUCGUGUUACUAGUGAAUGCAAUAUUCUCAAAGACGAUCCUUCGAUGAUCUUUCUUAUUGAUCAUGCUUAUACUUAUCGAAUAAAUACAAUUCGAAAUGAACUAGAGCAAUUACCUGAAUUAGUCGAACGACUUUCUCGACUAAUGUUUAUAUCGUCCGAUGCAGAAAACAAAAUUAAUGCUAUUAUUGAACAUAUGUGGAAGUUUAAUCAUACAUAUACAUUAGCUGUUGAUGGAGGUGAUGCUGAAGAUCGCGAACCAUAUUGGUAUAUUCGAGAUGAAUUUGGUUCAGCUGUAGAGCAUUGUGAUCAAGCGAAUGUUCGAAUGGCACCUUUUCUUUCAAUGAUCGAUGGGCAAAUGUAUACAUUAUUAUGGCUAAUUAAAGAUAUUGAAUGCAAUGAAUCGGUUUCUGUCGAUUAUGUUUGUGGAACACAGGAUGAACUAAUCCGACGCGCUAAACUUGUUCCUUGGACUGCCGCUGAUCUAUCUGAUGAUAUUGAUUAUCAACAAACAGAGCCAAAUGAACAGUAUUUUAAUACAGGACGAGAAAGUGAAAAGCUUCCGUCAUCAGAAACUUAUUCUAUGGUUGAUUUAACUAAACUCAAUAGAACAAUUAAUGUUUUAACUGAUGUUGAACUGGUUCGUGAUAAUCUAGCAGAUAAACGUUUUCAAUUAGUUGAAGAUUUAUCUCAUGCCGACAUUAUUUUUACAAGAAAACACUUUAAAGAUUUCAAGAAUCUAUGUGAAAAUACUCAACAAUUCAUUAAUCAAUAUCCAUUUGAAAAUAUAAUUAAUAUAAAAGAUCUUUUAGCUAUUAUUUGUCGUCGAACAUCGUCGUCAAUUGAUAAAGAAACACUGCAAUCAUAUCCAUUAUGGUUACCAACAACAUUCAAUUUAACGUAUGAAUUACCAAAAUUGAUUUCCUAUUUUCAACAUCGAGAAAAAAAAAAUUUAGAUAAUCAUUGGAUUGUAAAACCGUUUAAUUUAGCACGAUCGAUUGAUACACAUGUAACAAAAAAUCUUAAUUCAAUUAUUCGAUUAGCAGAAUCAGGCCCAAAAAUUGUUUGCAAAUAUAUUGAUAAACCUUUAUUAUUUCAUCGAGAAGAGAGCGGUUUAGUUAAAUUUGAUAUUCGCUAUAUUGUUUUAUUACGUUCAUUAGAACCGUUGAAAGUUUAUGUUUAUGAAAAAUUUUGGCUGCGUUUUGCAAACAAACCUUAUUCAUUAGACAAUAAUUAUGAUGAUUAUCAAGUGCAUUUCACUGUAAUGAAUUAUCGGUAUGCGCAAAAUUUGAAAAAGAUUACAUGUGAAGAAUUUGUGCCUUUAUUCGAUGAACAACAACAAAAUCUUAAGUGGGCUGAUGUUCAAGAGAAUAUAUUUUCAAUGAUUCAUCAAGUUUUUGAACGUGCAACAAUGAGAAAACCACCAUGUGGUAUGCUACCAUGUCAUCGAUCACGUGCAGUCUAUGCUGUGGAUUUAAUGCUUGAUCAAACUGGUCAACCAUAUUUACUAGAAAUGAAUUUUAUGCCUGAUAUUGAACGGGCUUGUUCAUAUUAUCCAACAUUUAUGGAUGAUAUAUUUCGUACGCUUUUUCUUGAUGAAUCAAAUAGUAAUGUGAUCGACAUUUCAUCGAAAUAA